AUGCCCAGCUCUGCUUUCUCCACAGGUCUCCAGCUUCCCAAUGAAUUGCUGCACAAGAUUCUGCUAUGGUCUAUUGGCGACGGCUUGCAUACUUUGUGCACAACGACGAAGUGCCCUUGGGAGAUGAAUAUGCUCCUCACAUUUCACUGUGUCUCUAUUCCCUUCCGAGCAAUCUCAAGGGAGAUCGCUUGCAAAGCCUUCUACCUCGACCGAGAUAGUCUGGAGGGUGAUUCAACUUCUUUCCUCUCCACCACGCGCGAGAUCUUCAGUUAUCUACACGGGGUCGGCAAGAGGCUUCGAACCGCAGCACACGACGACGAAACUCGCCAUCCAUGUUCAGCCGCAAACAAGCCCAGCGUCACAUCCCCGUUGCUCGUCAGUUACGCCAUGUACCUCAACUGCACCUCAUUGCGCAAAAGCGCCUUGCAGUGUUCAACAGCGGAGACGUUUCCAAAGACCCAUCGAAUAAUCCUCAAUGCCCUACCCCAGGCUCUGGACCUCUGCCAUCAAGUCAAUCCUCGGCGCAUCACCAGUCAUUUAGCUGCUAGUAUCGAAGAUGAAUUGGGCUUGGCCCGCUGUGGCUUGGCGUUGGUCGAGGGGUUCCGAGAGAUAGACGUUGCUAUUCAAUCUCUCAAAGUGUUCGAGUCAUGCAUAGACAUGUACGGCACUGGACCCAUUGCGGCUGUCCUCUCCAUAAUUCACAAGAACUUGUCGAAGAUCGAGGAGGUGAUGGAGGAGUACCGAGAGCUUAUCUUGCCCGAAGCGCCAACAGAAGCGACGCUACCGUUCAUCCAGCUGCCAGGUGUCCUGAGGACAUUGCGACUAGCGUGUACGAUGGAAUUCUCUGACGACCAGUACGAAUUGAGUCGGCGGCUGAGCGAUAUUUCCCGACCAUGGGCACGCUGCUGCCCUUUCUUUGGCGACUAG
Molecule: messenger RNA, 927 nt
Organism: Coprinopsis cinerea okayama7#130
Lineage: Eukaryota; Fungi; Basidiomycota; Agaricomycetes; Agaricales; Psathyrellaceae
Exons: 5
Coding region: 1-927 (308 amino acids)
Source: RefSeq, a predicted model, not a curated record